AUGGACAUGAGCUCGACGAUCCGUCGCGGCCACCCCGCCGCUUUUGCUGUCUUCAUUGUUCUGUCGCUCAUCGUGGCUAUUAUCGCCUCGGCUGUCGUGGCAGACCUGAACAAGCACGACGACACUGGCUACGAUUCUAACCUGGUGCGCGACACCACUCGUUUCAUGGUCUUCACCGGCUGGUGGAGUUUCCUCGUUGGAGUUCUCUUCCUGGUUCUUUUCUUGACGGGCACGGGCGGUGUCGUCUCGUCGAUUGCUGUUCACGGUCUCGUUCUUUUCGUCACAUGGGUGUUCUGGCUUUGCGGUUCUGCGGCCCUGUCGAACGGUGUGGGCAACAUGUCUUGCAACUCGGAGGCCCCUCGUGACUGUGAUGCGGUCAAGGCUAUUCUUGCGUUCGGCUGGAUUGGCUGGAUUGAGCUCACUUUCCUUCUCUGUGUUAUCUGCUACCUCGCAUUCAAGGCCUUCCGUGGUGGCCGCGGUGUGCAGCAGGGCUUCUAA
Messenger RNA from Malassezia restricta, 498 nucleotides. RefSeq names its product membrane-associating domain protein. The transcript has 2 exons. The coding region runs from base 1 to 498 and encodes 165 amino acids. Gene Ontology annotation, cellular component: membrane. The record is from RefSeq and is a predicted model, not a curated record. Lineage: Eukaryota; Fungi; Basidiomycota; Malasseziomycetes; Malasseziales; Malasseziaceae.